CAAAAAGUUCUCGCGGCGGGGCAGCAAAAAAAGUGACAAAUCCAAAAUAACCCCACGGCUUCAUAUUUCCAUCAAGAGUCAUCGACUCUAUUUUCCUUUUCAUACUUUAUUAUUUGUGUUGUUUGAUCCCAUCAGGCAUCGCAAUCAUGUCGAUGGAUUUGGAUGAUGCCGUCCCCAUGGAGGGUUUCCAGCAGGAAUCAGCUGCAACUAUUCUUUGCUGCAACUGUGGUGCCCCCAUCGAUGGAACAAGCUCGGCAGGCGCGCUGUGUGGAGAUUGUCUUAGGUUGACAGUGGAUAUUUCGCAAGGAAUUCAGAGAGAAGCUGUUGUAAACACCUGCAAAGACUGUGAACGUUGGCUGCAGCCUCCCACAAGCUGGGUUGUUGCCGCGCCCGAGUCCAAGGAACUUCUCGCCCUGUGCCUGCGCAAACUUCGAGGUCUCGCCAAGGUCCGCAUCAUCGACGCAGGAUUCAUCUGGACCGAACCCCACUCGAGACGUAUCAAGGUUAAGAUCACCAUUCAGCAGGAGGCUUUCCAGGGCACGAUUGUGCAGCAGACAUUUGAGGUGGAAUAUGUGGUUGCCACUCAGCAAUGCCCGGAUUGUCAAAAGUCGUAUACCCACAACACCUGGCAAGCGUCGGUCCAGGUGCGACAGAAGGUGCCUCACAAGCGAACUUUCCUCUACCUCGAACAGCUUAUCCUUAAGCACGGCGCUCACCAAGAGACGGUUAACAUUAAAGAGGCAAAGGAUGGACUGGAUUUCUUCUUCGCUAAGCGGAACCAUGCUGAAAAGAUGGUCGACUUCUUGACGUCUGUUGCCCCGGCCAAGACCAAAAAGUCGCAAGAACUCAUCUCUAUGGAUAUCCACACAUCCACCAAGUCUUACAAGUUCACUUACUCUAUGGAGCUGAUUCCCAUCUGCAAAGAUGAUCUGGUUGCUCUGCCAAUCAAGCUGGCUCGCUCCUUGGGUAACAUUUCGCCCUUGACUCUCUGCUACCGUGUUGGCAGCUCGGUCAACCUGCUCGACCCCAACACCCUUCAGACAACAGAUGUCCCUACCGGAACAUACUGGAGAUCUCCCUUCAAGAACUUGGCAGACGUCACCUCGUUGGUGGAAUUCAUCAUUAUGGACAUUGAACCAGUGGGCCGAUCGAACGGCCGAUUCCACCUUGCCGAGGCAACCGUUGCGCGUGCUUCAGACUUGGGCUCGAAUGAUCAGACUUACUUCACUCGAACUCACUUGGGUGGAGUUCUGCAUGUUGGAGACACCGUGCUUGGUUACCACUUGACUGGAGCCAACUACAACGACCCCAACUUCGAAGCCAUCGAGGCCAGCAGCCAAUAUAGCUCCACUAUCCCCGACGUGGUACUAGUCAAGAAGUUCUACGCCCGUAAGAAGAAGAACAAGACUCGCGCCUGGCGACUCAGGCGCAUGGCCAAGGAGUACGAAGAUGAGGCGAAGCAAGCCGCUGCCUCUGGUGGUGGUGGCACUGGCAACCGCAAGCAAGACCAGGAACGCGACCGCAUGGAAGCCGACUUUGAAAUGUUCCUUCGGGACGUCGAAGAAGACCAGGAUCUGCGGGGUACACUCCAAUUGUACAAACAGAACCAGCAAGCGAACCGACAAGAAGGCGAUAUGGAUAUGGAAGAAGAUGGCGAGAGUGAUGACGAGGUGCCGAAGAUUAACAUGGAUGAGUUGCUUGAUGACUUUGACGAGUUGAACAUGCACGAUAACGAAUGAGCUUCUUGGUCAAGAGGUUUAUAAUCAUGGUUUGCGGUUUGCACAAUUGGGGGUUCUGGCGUACAGGCAAUGAGAUCCUUACGAAUGACUGAUAUCUUUGAUCUUUUGGUGUUUAAAAGUGAAGAUUCCUCUAAGAG
This is a messenger RNA of Aspergillus wentii DTO 134E9, 1876 nucleotides long. RefSeq names its product ribosome-binding protein NMD3. NCBI's taxonomy places the organism in Eukaryota, Fungi, Ascomycota, Eurotiomycetes, Eurotiales, Aspergillaceae. The transcript has 2 exons. The record is from RefSeq and is a predicted model, not a curated record. Gene Ontology annotation, biological process: ribosomal large subunit export from nucleus. The coding region runs from base 147 to 1739 and encodes 530 amino acids. Gene Ontology annotation, molecular function: ribosomal large subunit binding. Gene Ontology annotation, cellular component: nucleus; cytoplasm.